CUCACAGUGUUAGGUUCCGUGUAACCAGUUUUCCACGCCUCCUUCAUUUCCACAGAGCCCUGCUACCCUUCCCACGCACCACGAAUCCUCCAGAAGCAUUCUGGUGUAAUAGUGAGAAGAUGUUGAAAAUCCCUACAGCAGCGUGUGGAAUAAAAAUCGCUGGCGGGCUCGGUUUCUCACCUCGCGCUUGUGUGUCCGUCUCAAAUCACCGUGCAACUCUGAUUCCUUAAUCCAGUGGCUUUUGUGCUCUAAAUCCGUGGAGGUAUCGAUCACUCUACCGUCGAGAUGUAACUCAGAAGCUGCAUGGCCCGAUCUACUCCCUGCAGCUGCAUGAGCAUAGCAUCCUUUCACCGGGAGCCCGCCUUCCCGUGUAUCUUACGGAAACGCAUGCAAACCCUUUGCACUGUACGGAACGGUUCUGCCAUAAGUUUCAUUUCACGCGCUUGCAAGGUGCAAAUGCGUGAAACUCGGAGCCUCUCUACAGCUGGUGCAUGUGUUGUCUUGAGAGUGUGCAGUUGCCUGUCGCAGGUGCUGUUCCGAGAGGUACACGAAAGCCUGCUUGCUGUUCUUCAGUGUCGGCAACCCCUCAACCCAGCCGUGAAAGUGGAUGUUCCGUCGAAUCCAAGAAAAUCAAGACGAAGAAGGCGAACAGCGGCAUACGAGCUGGCGGUUUCCUCCCAUCGCAGUCCCGCGGCAUGCAAUCGCGCUGCUGCUGGUUUCCGCGAAUACACCGAGAAUGAAACACACAGAGCCUUUUACCAGAGCAUUAUCGCUUUUUUUCUUCUUGAUCCCCAGUUUGAAUUCUCUCUCCUCCAGUCGUUUCACUUCGAUUUCUACAAGGUGUCUGCGACGCUUGUUGACGACAAACUCCCGACACAGGGGUACUUUUGAGGGCAGGCCCCGCACUUGGCCUGCAGGUGACAGCGGUGGAGCCGUAAACGCCAUCCGAUUUUUAGAGUCUUCACCUUUCGAAGACUCCUGUCUUUUCUACCGAUUCUUUCGCCACGCUGUCGGUCCUUCCACUCUUCUGCGCUCGACUUUCCUCUCGGUUCGUGGAAAAAAGCCUGCCGGCGCGCCGCCGCCAAACAAAAGCCUGCUCUUCCAGUCUCUCCACCUCUGCUGUGUAAAAGCGUCAUUUUACACCCGUGUGAGAAGGCUAAACCCAAACCUAUUUCCCCUGCUCUCUAGAGACUCCGGCGCCGCAGCACUAUGUCUCUAACGGCGACGACACAGGAGGUGGAAACAGAGUGAAGGUCCAGCGAGAGAGCAGCCGCCCAUGCGCAUGCGUCGCACGACUGAUGUCGCAUUCAAUACAGUCCAAGUUGCUUGUUCUGGAACGUUUGAGAGAAACCGUUCUCCCAGAGUUCCUCUGCACUCGUGGCUACACGAGGAAGUAUGUCCCGGCGACGCGGAGAGGAAAGUUGCAGGGAGAAGGCUGCUCUCCGUCUGUGAGUCGACAAAGACGCGCAAGGAAGUCGCUCCCUCUACAGACGAGGCCGAAAUAAGGCUGUGUGUACCCUGUGUUGUCCGGAUCAAGUCACCUCGUCUUCCCUCUCUCUCUCUCUGGUCGCGUUCUGUCCUUCUGUCUCGCGUUCCACUUUUCACUUUGUCUCUCAGGAACGAGAUCCGCAUGACGCUUGUACUCGUCCACCACCCGUCGAGGUGUGUAGCAUUCCUGUGCUUCUAAGCGUCACGGCAGUGCCUGUAUUGUCGACUUGUCCUGCUCUGAAAAGGGAGAAGGAGAGAGUCGAAGGACGCCUCUCGCCUCUCUGUCCAGACAGCGCAGGGCGUCUUCCUGCUCUCGUCUUCUCCAGAUUCAAAGAAGAGCGGAGGAGCCUCCCUCUUCUCUUCAGGCCGCUUCGUUCUCUCCCCAGCGUAUCUCUGCAACCCAGCACUGUCUGCAAACUGGCUGCUGCAUAUCAUGAGAAGCAUAGGGAGAAGCCUCGGGGGUUGUCUCCCGAUUUUCUCCUCGAGCGAAGAAAAAUGAAGGCGACGCAGAGCCCUGCCGCCUGUCUGUAUAGACAGCUGCAUCAGGUGAAGGUUCUUCGAGCGCCUGUGCACGCAGUGACGCGCGACGUCUUCCUUUUUCUGCGCAUGGCAGGACGCGAAGACACACUUGAGAAAAGACAGCAACUCCUGGACGUUUGCAUGCACCGCUUCCCUCUAGACGCGCGGCCGUUUCGUCCCCCCGGCGGCCUUUUUGCCUCCUCACGACGCAAGCUCUUUCUUCGUUUGUCUUCUCGUUUGCUCGUCGUCUGCUUGCUCGCGUGCGUUCUUCUCUCUGUGGUGCUGCGGACUUCAGCCGCGCGAACAUGUAUGCGGAGCCGGUGUCGCUUGUCUCCGCUUUUUCGACUCGACGGCAGCCGUGACUUCUUUCCUUCUCUCUCCCUCGACGAAGAACCUCGGAGCCUCCAGUGGCCUGGACUCCCGCCGCCUGCGCACUCGAAGACUCGAGCCACCCUGCCUCCGGGGAAGAGUUUUUCAAGGACGAACGAGGUCGCCUUGUUCACUCUUCACAACGCGUCUCGCCAGACUCUUCUUCGAGAGACGCUUCCUCUCGUCGUUGCCCCAGAGAGGCGCCAGCGGAGCCUCGUGGGGCCUGGAGGUUCUGCGGGUCGGAGUGCGCCCGUUUCCUUUCUAGGCUGUUUCUCUCGGCGGCAAGUCUCUCCUUCUCUCGCUUCUUCCUGUGAGAGAAGGAAGCCUCUAGAAGGAGCGCGUUCACUGACAACCGUAGACGCUGGACAACCGCGGCUGGUCUCCCAGUCGGUCUCAUCUAUCCCUCGCUCUGCUUCUUUGUCUCCAGCUGUGCGACCCACCUCCGGAGGACUCCCAUGCGUACUGAGAACUCCCCGGACACAGGCAGGCUCUUCGUCGUUUCUUCCGCCGGCGCGCCUUGUCUCUGCUUCUCUCCGACUUCCGCUGUCCUGCAGCGGUCCCCGGUCGCCCUCACGCAAGCUGGAGGCCGUGGAGAACAACCGAACUCCAGAAGAGACAGAAGCUCGGCCCUGCGACGAACGAAAGAGCCUGAAAGAGACACGAGAAAACCAUCAACAAGGUGAAGGCGGUGAGGACGGCGACGACUCAGAGAGACUCAGACUCUCGGGAGAGUACGUCUUCUCGCUUCUCUGCAUCUUUGGCCGACUCGCAGAACAUGCAGGUCUCCAUAGCUGGGGCUUCGCGGCGAACCCACGACUCGAGUAUCGCCAUCUGCAUCCUUCGCACUCUCUCUCUCUCCUCUCUUCUGCUCCUCAAGCAAACCACAGUUCCACUGCUUCUUCGUCUUCCUCCUCUUCUUCCUCUUCUUCCUGUUCCUCUGCUGCUCCUUCGGACGCGUUUGUGUCUUACCUCGACAGGCUCUGUCGCCUUGGGCGAGAAGGCCCAGGAAGCCACCACCGUCGACUCGCAGCGGAGGCGGCUCUGUUUUUGCGCGACUUCUCGCUUGAGAGGAGAGACGCAACGGACGGCGCGGAAAAAAAGGAACCACGAGGAAGCGUAGACGAAAGAGACAGGGAAGAAGAGGGAAAAGGAGACAGAGACGAAGGAGGAGAGAGAGAUGUCGAUGAACGGGGUGAAGGCCAGACUGUCAUCGGUGGAAGGCAGGACCGAGAGGAUGAAAGAGGCACUGGGGGCGAAAGGCGAGAGGAGAGGAUCCGUCGUGGCGGGAGAGACGAAGAAAGGAGAGACUGGCAAGACGAAGGGGGUGCUGAGAAGGGUCACUAUUACGUCAGAGGUCCGUGGUACAGACUUCUCAAGAUGAAGCUUCUCCUCGUUGGCUUUUUGAGAUAUCGUCUCAGGUUCGGACCGGCACUGGCGCCCUUUGCGGCUGCGGGUCUCUUGCGACCGCGCCGCGGAGGCCAGGGGACAAGAGGGCGCAGGGCCGAAGAAGACUGGCCUUCUUCUGUUUCCAGCUCGUUUCUUCAUCCGCCACUCUCACUCCCUUCUUCCUCACUCUCUUCUUUUACUCUGCCAUCGUCUUCGUCGCCGUCUUCUUCGUCCCUCUCGUCUCGGUCUGCGGGGUCGCGGGUGCGUAGCGGCGUAGCGCCUGGCGGCUCCACUGGAGAGGAGGCGAGACAGAGGCGGUCGGAGACGGAAGCUGAGAGCGACCGGCCGGAUGAGAUCUUCGAUUGGGCGUUGCCGCGGGGGAUUCCCCAAAGGGUCAAAGACGCGCUUUUCAGAGAAGAGGCGCUGAGAACCAGUCUUCCGUGGGAAUGGAUUCACCCGCAAAUUGUGCGUACAGCUGGGGAAAUCGUUUGCCUAGGCACAGAGCGACUCCGGGGCUCCGAGGCUCUUCUGCUCCUCCUUGCAAAGACAUGUGAGCCAUGUGGAGCAGCAGAACUCUCGCAACGCAGAGAGCAGAAAGAAUCCCUCGAGAACGUCUGCCCUUCCUCGUCGAGCCUGUCGCUCGCAUCGCCGUUGCCUCUCUCUGCUUCUCAAGUGUCGACAGUGGCCCGUGAGGCUCCGGCAGGUCCAUCUUCGUCGUCCAUCUCAGCGUUCUUCGCGACCUCGCGUUCGGCGCUCGGGAGGCAUGCGUCGGCUGCGGCUCCGCUCUUACUCGAGCCUCUGCCUCUGCCCCUGCCCCAGGGGAAGAAGGACCGGGAGAGACAAAAGGAAGAGCUGCAGCUUCUGCAGCGCUUGCAGCAGCUGCGGCUGUCGGUGCGCGACUUUUCUGUCUUGCUGCCACACCUGCCUUUCCAGUUUCCCUUCGAAGUCUUCGAGGAGAAAGCCUCGGAAGAGGAGAUGAAGAACUUUUGCUUCAACCUCCUUCGCAAGCGCCUUCUCCGUGCUGAGCUUCACCUGCGCGCAGCGGAUAGCGCAGAGGCGGAGGGCGCAGGUCACGGAGCAGACAGAACUCUGGCGGCCCGCGGACACAGAGGGAACGCUGCCGAAGGAGACGCGGCCUCGCUCGAGAGUAAGACGGAGGCGCUUCCCCUUCUUCAGCGCCCUCGGCAACCUGGAGGAGAAGACCAGCAGGCCUCGCUGACGCGAGACUCACGGGGCGCUUCCCAGGAAGCGGAGAGAAGACGAGAAGACGCUGAAGAGGCUCGGAGAGAGGAACCAAUGAGAAAAGAGACACAGGGGCAAGCGGGAGCGUCGGCGAGGGAAGACACACUCCUGGCUGACAGGCAGAACGUACAACGCCGUCGCUCUCUUCUAGGGCCUCUUCCUCUCUUCAACCUCUUCGUCCAGUUACUUCGAUAUUCAACUUCUUCGGAUCUCUCCCCUGGGUCCAGUCUUUCUUCAUCAUCUUCGUCGGGGUCUUCUUCGCCGUCGCCGUCGUCUUCUCCCCCAUCUUCGUCGCCUUCAUCUUCGUCUCUCUCUUCUUCACCAGGUGUGGUGCCCGCCGACGGUCGGGCGUCAGCGGGAGCGUCUGUUGACUCUUUUUCAAGGCGUUGUUACGCGCGUGUAGCGGACUUUUUGAUUGAACAGGAACUGCAGCGAAAAGCGAACUGGCAGGACGCCUGGGUCGCUCUCCUGAACGCCGCCGUGCAGAGAUUUUCGCUUUCUUCGCGCGCCUCGCGUCUCGCAGUCCAGGACGUUUUUCAGUGGUUGCGAGGGCCACAGCGCGGCUGCCAGAAGCCUCUGGAUUCGCUGUUUCUCUCCGAAGACGAAGGAAUUCUGCCGCCCCCGCCUCCAGGCUCUCACACGAGUCUCUGCGCGUACCUCUUCGGCAAAGGCCUCGCCGGUCUCCCUCCUCAGAGGCAAACCAGGGAAACAGCGGCUCCUUCCUCACUCGACGAGGCUAGCAGAGACAAUGCAGAGAGCGAACUCGAGACAGCUGGAGAGAAAAGUGGAGAGAGUAAAUGUAUAGGUUUGGAGAGAGGCGAAUUACAUGGACCGGCGAACGUGGAAGGAAGAGAAUCCUCGAAAGGAGAAGACUGGAUUACCUUCGACUCUGUCCAAGCGAUGAUUUUCGACGCCGUCCAGGGCGAGGAAGAGCAGUCUUUGUUGUGGCCGGAGUUCCUCAGGAGCGUGAGGCGGACGCAGAAACGAAUCGCCGAAGCAGAGCAGAAAAGGAACGACUAGGGGAAGAAGACCGAAAGAUUUAUCGACCGGCGUCUCUUCCCUUGGAGUCUAUACGUCGACGCAGUCGUUUCUUCGCGUUCCGAGCUUCCAUGCAAUUUUUACUUUGGCAGAGAGAGAAAAGCAACUCAAAAACGAGAGCAGAGUGGCAAACACGAGCGAAGCUGUUUCAGAGAGACCAUGCACUGACGAUGGAACUUCCCCAGUUCUUCUGCAUCUUUUUUUGUAUCGUUGAGCAAAUGUUCGUACACCUCAAAGAAGACCAGCCUUCUCGUGCUCGCCAGAAAACAAAGUGCACACUGCCUCUGAAACUCGGCGACGCAUAGAAAGGCCAGGAGAGCACAGUUUCACGUUGUGCUUCAGCGCAGCUUCCAGGACCUUUCCUAGGUGCAUUGUCCGGC
Messenger RNA from Toxoplasma gondii ME49, 6422 nucleotides. RefSeq lists its product as hypothetical. NCBI's taxonomy places the organism in Eukaryota, Apicomplexa, Conoidasida, Eucoccidiorida, Sarcocystidae. The transcript has a single exon. Bases 1984 to 6024 code for a protein of 1346 amino acids. The record is from RefSeq and is a predicted model, not a curated record.